Aspergillus wentii DTO 134E9 is the source of this 1898-nucleotide messenger RNA. RefSeq names its product heme-dependent oxidative N-demethylase family protein. The transcript is spliced from 3 exons. Lineage: Eukaryota; Fungi; Ascomycota; Eurotiomycetes; Eurotiales; Aspergillaceae. The record is from RefSeq and is a predicted model, not a curated record. Bases 167 to 1636 code for a protein of 489 amino acids.
AUUUAGGUUAUGGGUAUAUAUGGAUGUUUCCUGUUUUUGGGGUUUGUUCUUAGUUUGGUUCUUGUAUGACUUGACUUGCCUGGGGAUUUUGCAGGUGUCGCUUCGGUUUUGAUUAUCGAUUAUACUCGUUCUCGCCUCGCUUUUGUUCACCGCGCAUGACGUUGAUAUGGAUACGAGCGUCCUGCCGACUCUGAAUAAUGUGUGGCCUGUAGGCCUGGUCGUGGUGGUGCUGACUGGAUUCUACAUCGCGUUGGAUAGAUCGUAUGGGAAAACCAUCCUGAGACUUCGCUCCCGUCGAGUAUCGUCUGCUACAACGCCCCCGCGAUCGAUCUCCCCCGAUACAAAGACAAAGGCGCCAUCGUCACAGUCGGGUUAUUCGCAUGCCUUGCCACCACAGCGUCGACAGGCUCUCGCCGAACUGAAGGGCUACACGGGGCUAUGGAAGGAUGUUGACGAGGCAGAGGUCAACCGGCGUCCGCUGUCUAUGGAGGCAGACUACCGAGAGUCUGAAGACCAGAGAUACACGCCGACCGGGUUUUCUGUAGAGGAAAUCAAAGCAUUAGGUGAUUUCCCGGACUAUGCGACACUCAGCGGUGUGCCUAUGCCUUCGCCAUACACCGAGUUUGAUAUUGAAAAGGCGUUGCCACGGCCUUAUCGUCCGUUUAGAUGGGGUUACCACCAGACUAUGUCCCUCACAAAAUUAGAAACGGACUGGUGGCUCGAACUCGAAAAUACCUACAAAGCCCGAAUCGCCCAGCGAAAGGAACUAUACGCCAAACACGGCUCCGAUCUUCUGGGAUAUCUCCCCGGCUCAGAACUAGCCUGCAAAGAACUCAUGGAGAUGGUCUUACAGUUUGCCUGCGCACGAUACCCGCAGUACUUUUCCAUCGUGGACAAUCGAAUCUUUCAGAACAGAAUCCUCGGCACAGAGCAGGACGUCACUUCUAAGCAUCCACUGGAGAUUCUGCUCGAUAAUAUACCCGAGGACUUUGCAAUUAUGCUGCGUGAUGAGAAGACGGGCUUCUACUUCCUCCGUGCGGGCGUGAUUUGCUCUGCGCUGGGCUGGAAUGUAGCUACCAAGGUUGGCCUUCAGCUUCAUGAGAUUCACCAGCCUGUCCCGGACUACAAAGAGAAGAUGCAAUUCUCCAUGGACAGAUUCUUCACCAAAAUGCCCACCGAAAAACCAAUCCAGCGAGGAUCCUGGGGCCUGGAAGUUGGAAAACCGCUCUACAUGCCCAAAGGCGACCCGCACGAGGUCCAGCGACUAUCUCAAGACCCCAACCUCAAACUGGAAGACUGUCACCUACGAGUCGACUGGCAGACACUGCGCCGUCUUCCUCUCUCCGCGGCGAUCGUGUUUAACUUCAAGGCGCUCUUCACGCCUAUUAGCGAAUUCCGCGAUGAACCUGGUGUUCCGGCGCUGGUGGCCAAGGUCUUGAAAGAGGGGAAGAAGAAUCUGAUGGAGUAUAAGAGUACAUGGCAUGUGGAACAUGUUGUACUCCCGAGCCUGGAGGAGUGGGCGAAAGAGCAGGAGGAAACAGGGUUGAUUGAGAAGGAUUGGGAAGUGGCUACUUUGGAGGAUAGUCCGUGGUUUAAGAAUUGGGAGGAUAAAUGGCAUCGACAACAGGGGUUUUAGCUUUUUUUUCUUCAAGAUUGUACUGCGUUUUCUGCUGGCUGGUGGUUAUAUGAUAACUUGGGAGGUAUGCGUUCUAUUUUGUAUAUGGGUAGGUUACAUUGUUUAAUGAUGCACAUGAUGAAGAUAAGGAUAUCAUUUAUAUUUCAGUAGAUGUUCAGAAUAUCUAAUAGUAGCUCGUCUCAUUCAAGAGUCAAGUUCAAUAGAAGCAGCAUUCCCGGGGCGUUUAAGCAAAAGGGCAAAUCAGUCCAUCGCGGGCAUAUCU